AUGGUGUUGGGCCCAAACUCUCUGCUAGAAGUUUUACGAGCUUGCCGAAGGAAGCUAAGCGAGAACCCAAGGGAUAAGAUAUUCGGUGUGCUAGGCAUACUCCCAAACGAUAUACGCGAACGCCUACACGUGAGCUACGACAAAUCCGUCAAGUCACUAUACCUGGAAGUCGCCCAACUCAUCGUCUGUUCCACGCAUCGCCUUGAUGUGAUGCGCGAAGCGAUUCACUUUCCUGUUCAGGUCAGCUUUACUGACUUGCCUACAUGGUGUCCAAAUUGGGCACAGGUUCCAGAAAACUCGGCUCUGUCUUCGAAUACCUUCUCGGCGGCAAGUGACCGCGACGCUGAGUACAAGUUCAAGGACGAAUUCCGGAAGCUUGAGAUUUCUGCCGUCGAAUUGGAUAUUAUCGAUACGACCGGUGUGGCGGUAGGCACUCUGUGCUCGCUACAAGAUUAUCUCAUGGCCUUCCUGAACUGGCGGAUGCUGCUUCUCUCUCAUUUCGACAUUACGGAAGACGAAGAGGCGGAUCAUCCGCGCGUAAAUGAGUUCUGCAAAACGCUCUCAUUAGGUCAGCCACUUGAAGAAUUGGAGCAUUGCUGGACAAGAGCCUGCUAUUAUAUCUUCUCUUCAUGGAUUCAGGAGCGAUUCCCGCGUCUUCAGCUAGACCCCAAGUUCAAGCAACAAGGGGAGUCGGACAACUUGCAACCCCAUGAGCUACGAUCAUUCAUACAACAAUAUUUUGGGGACAGAAUGAUGGGUAGAACCUUUUGCAUCACGAGAGACGGGUUGAUAGGCAUGGGAACGGGUUUCAUGGGCCGCGAAGACAUCGUCAUUGUACCGUUUGGUUGUUCGACACCCAUCAUACUGCGUGCGGAAGGCGAAAGCAAUGAGUAUCGCUACGUUGGCGAUGUAUACAUCCAUGGUUAUAUGCAUGGCGAAGCGCUCGCAAGCGACAAGCCACUGAAGCCAGUCAAGAAGUAUACAUUGCACUGA
Molecule: messenger RNA, 993 nt
Organism: Alternaria hordeiaustralica
Lineage: Eukaryota; Fungi; Ascomycota; Dothideomycetes; Pleosporales; Pleosporaceae
Exons: 2
Coding region: 1-993 (330 amino acids)
Source: RefSeq, a predicted model, not a curated record